UUGAGCUGGAGCGCAGCAGUAAUGGCGGACAGACCCGACCCAACGAGCACAGCAGACCGUCUCCGCGUGUGGACACGGGAGGUGCGCUAAACGAGCUCUCAGGGUGCCUGGGCUCUUCCUUAGAAAUAGGGUGAGAAGCUCUGUCAUCCGGGAGGGGCUCACAGUAGACCUGCUACUCCACAUCGAGAGGAGCCAGUUGAGGUGGCUCGGGCAUCUGGUCAGGAUGCCUCCCGGUGAGGUUUUCCAGGCACAUCCAACCGGGAGGAGGCCUAAAGGUAGACCCAGGACACGGUGGAGGGACUAUGUCUCUCACCUGGCCAGGGAACGCUUUAGGAUUCCCCCUUAGGAGCUGGCCCAAGUGGCUGGGGAGAGGGAAGUCUGGGCCUCUCGACAUAGGCUGCUGCUCCCACAACCCGACUCUGGAUAUGUGGCCAAAAAUGGAUAGAUGGAUGGAUGGGUGAAUGUCUGUUAAUUUUAUGUAUUUUACUUUGCAUUUUUUGUUGUUUUAACGUUCACAAUAUCUAAUACAUUUCACCUUAUUUUAUAUGGGACCAGUGUGUCUGUUAAAUCAAGUCUUUUACUACUACUACAAAUAUACACAGUGAUCACACAUGGACAAAGGUAAUUUAGCAAUGGUAAAUAAAAUUAAAUGAGUAUCGGCAGCAGUGUUUGUCUGAUGUAUUUAGCUUCUGUUAGGGAUAAAAGCUUUAUAUUGUCCAUGUGGGUCUGAGUAUCUGUCCCCAGUUCUCCAGACACAAUAAUUUGGUGUUACAACCCUGUGACCAUGUCCCGCUGCACGGAGGCUCCUUCCACUGUUGUCUGGGAAGCCGGAGCACCCCCUCUGCACAACACCAGGUGCAUCUGAUCCAGGAGGAGCUACUGGGCACUAUGGAAGCUGCAGAGCUGAGGCUUUAGGGGCGCUGACCGGCACCAUGCAGCAGAAAGGGGCCAUCCAGAUUAUUGAAUGGGAGGACCUGGACAAGAGGAAGUUCUACUCUUUGGGUGUGUUUAUGACCCUGACCACCCGGGCCACCGUCUAUCCAGCCAGCCUGAUCCGUACCCUUUUGCAGGUUCAGAAGGGAAAGGCUUUGUACUCUGGCACCUUUGAUGCUUUCUGCAAGAUCCUGCGAGCGGAGGGGAUAAGGGGCCUUUACCGCGGCUUCAUGAUCAAUAUGUUCACCCUGGUGGCUGGACAGGGCUACAUCACCACCUAUGAACUGGUGCGCAAGUAUGUGUCCUUCCACUCUCCCAGUAACACGGUCAAGUCUGUGGUGGCGGGAGGAGCAGCCUCACUGGUGGCUCAAACCAUCACUGUGCCCAUAGAUGUGGUGUCUCAGCACCUGAUGAUGCAAGGACAAGGUGAACACUUGACACGCUUCAAGGUCAAACACAAAAUGAUGCUCGCCACAACCAAACGGAGGCCGACCUUUGGGCAGACGAGGGACAUAACGGUGCAAAUCUUUGCGGCCGACGGCUUCAGGGGCUUUUACAGGGGCUACGUGGCGUCACUGCUCACGUACAUCCCAAACAGCGCCCUCUGGUGGCCUUUCUAUCAUUUUUAUGCAGAACAGCUGUCUUUAUUGGCACCGAGCCAGUGUCCCCACCUGGUCCUGCAGGCGGUGGCAGGACCAAUGGCAGCAGCUACUGCCUCCACCAUCACCAACGCCAUGGAUGUGGUCCGUACCAGAGUCCAGGUGGAGGGGCGUUCAUCUGUCACAGAGACCUUCAGGCAGCUGCUGGCCGAGGAAGGUGUCUGGAUGAUGACCAAAGGGCUGUCAGCUCGCAUCAUCUCGUCUCUGCCCACGUCGGUGCUCAUCGUGGUUGGAUAUGAGACUCUGAAGAGGCUGAGCCUGCGGGCAGACCUGGUGGAGUCCAGACACUGGUGAAGCAACCAGCGUGUGGGUCAGAGACCAUGUCCCAUAGCUAUCUGUUUGAUGCAGGCUGAAGAGGUCUGCUGUAGGAGAGGUAGACGUGACUGGAGACACGUUGAUAAAAUGUUUUGUUUUAUAUCAGCUGAUCAAAGUGGCUUCGCUGUUAUUAGGUGUUUGUCAGCAGUGCAGGUGUUCUGCUGCACCUUCAGCUCUGGUGUUUGCUUCAUGUUUGGGACCAGAUCAUGCGGUCUGUCCCAGUAGGAAGGCUUCUGUAACCAUCACCUGAUGGUCUAUCAUCUUCCAGAUGUCCAACCAGUUCAGAGAAGGUCUUCUGUUACCUGUCUCAGAGCUUCAGAGUUCUUAUUCAUUCCAAACAGACUUGUACUAAAAGACGACGGAAGCUUUUAAAGAGAUAUUUAUAUUUUUACUCCAACAGGUGAGCUAUAAGCCACUUAUUCCUCAUGGCUGUUCAAAUAUACAUUUAUCACUGUUCACAGAGCCCUGCUGCUGGGGUUUAUGGUCCGCCUCAGCGACUUGGUGUUUUUCAUUCGUGGUGCAGGUCCUGUCCCACGUCACCUGCAGGUUUGUGACGGGUCCGAUUUGUUUCUGCAGGAUCAUGUUUGAUAGGCACACGUCAUCUUCAUCAUCAGUAAGUUCGUGCUGCAUCUCACAUCUGGCCACUAGAGGCAGAACUCGCUUCAUAACUGCCAUGAAAAUGUGAGUUAGUUGAAAAUGCAAUAGUUUAAAACCAUUGUGAUUAAUAAAAUCUGUCAUUAAAACA
This is a messenger RNA of Nothobranchius furzeri (turquoise killifish), 2652 nucleotides long. RefSeq names its product solute carrier family 25 member 44a (gene slc25a44a). The record is from RefSeq and is a predicted model, not a curated record. Gene Ontology annotation, cellular component: mitochondrion. NCBI's taxonomy places the organism in Eukaryota, Metazoa, Chordata, Actinopteri, Cyprinodontiformes, Nothobranchiidae. Gene Ontology annotation, biological process: transmembrane transport; branched-chain amino acid catabolic process; branched-chain amino acid transport. Gene Ontology annotation, molecular function: branched-chain amino acid transmembrane transporter activity.